GCAUUUCACGCGCGGCUUCUGUUGAAUGAAGUUGCUCGCGAACAAUUUUCUUCGGUUUUCCUCGGCUCACAGAGGCACUGCUCUGAGAAGCAGUACCUUAUCUUAAUUGUUUUAAGUGAAAAGGUGCAAAAUUUUGUGGUUUGAAGUGAGAGAGAAAAAUUUUUAUUUGCGGUAGCAAUGACGAAGAAAUUUGAGUUCAAUUGGCAAAUUCCUGUCCCUGAGCCACUCCUAAAUGGAUCAAUAUUUGAUCGGUGGACAGAGGAAAAGGAUAAUACUGAAAUAGAGCUUGCUUGUCUCUUCAAAGUGGAUGAAUAUGGAUUUUUUAUCUAUUGGAAAAGUGAAGGCCGAGAAGGUGAUGUAAUAGAAUUGUGCCAAGUUAGUGAUAUUCGUGCAGGUGGCCUUCCAAAGGAUCUCAAAUUGACCAACCAACUCCUAGCGCGACAUGGUGAUAAUUUAGAAGAGAAAUCCUUAACCAUUUGCUCCGGGACAGAUUAUAUAAAUGUAAACUACCAACAUAUUAUCUGUCCAGACGCAGCAACUGCCAAGAUUUGGCAGCAGGGAUUGCGAGAUAUUACACAUAAUUGUAAAAUGAACAAUGUUUGUCCCCGAACGAAUUUAAUGAAGCAUUGGAUGCGUCUGGGAUUUUUAGUUGAUCCUCGUGGAAAAGUUCCCGUAAAAGUCGUCGCUAGAACUUUUGCCUCAGGAAAAACGGAAAAACUCGUCUAUCAGUGUCUAUCGGAUUUGGGUCUUCCGAGUGGGAAAAAUGAUACAAUUGAAAAGGAAGAUUUCACAUUUGACAAAUUCUACGAAUUGUAUCACAAAAUUUGUCCACGAAAUGACAUUGAGGAGCUCUUCCAGAGUAUAACCGAAGGAAAAGCCGAGAGUAUUAAUUUGGAGCAAUUUAUUAAUUUUCUCAAUGAAAAACAAAGGGAUCCACGUCUCAAUGAAAUUCUCUAUCCGUUCUACGAUGAAAAGCGUGCAUUGGAAAUUAUUGAGACAUACGAGCAAGAUCCUGAAGCCAUUGCUGGAAAAAAAUUAACAAAGGAUGGCUUUAUUCGUUACCUCAUGUCAGACGAAAAUGCUCCAGUUUUUCUGGAUCGUCUCGAUAUUUAUAUGGACAUGGAUCAACCACUUUCGCACUAUUAUAUAAAUUCUUCCCACAACACUUACCUGUCUGGUCGUCAAUUUGGUGGCAAGAGUUCAGUGGAAAUGUACCGACAAGUCCUUCUUGCGGGUUGUAGGUGCGUUGAAUUGGAUUGUUGGGAUGGCAAGAGUGAGGAUCAGGAGCCAAUAAUAACGCACGGAAUGGCUAUGUGUACGGAUAUUUUAUUCAAGGAUGUUAUAUUGGCAAUUCGGGAUACAGCCUUUGUCACAUCGGACUUCCCAGUGAUCCUGUCUUUUGAAAAUCACUGCAGCCGUUCGCAGCAGUACAAAUUAGCUAAAUACUGCGAUGAAAUAUUCGGUGAUUUACUCCUGAAAGAACCCAUACCGGAUUUUCCUCUUGAACCCGGUAUCCCCCUUCCACCGCCAUCGGCACUUCUGCGGAAGAUCCUGAUAAAGAAUAAACGCCUAAAGCCCGAAGUGGAGAAGAGGGAGUUGGAACUCUUCCUUGAGGGUCAAUUUGUAAUUGAUGAGAAUGAGGAGAAGGAAGAUGCGGGAACAGUGACGGAAAUCCCGAAGAAGGUUGAAGAAAUUGUCCCAAUACCGGCUGCUGCCUCGCAGGAUGGCACAGAUGCGGAAGUUGUUGCUGUUCAGUACACUGGUUCAACAACAAAUGUCCACCCGUGGUUGUCGUCGAUGAUUAACUAUGCGCAACCAAUUAAAUUCCAGAGCUUUGAGGCGUCUGAACAGAAGAACAUUCAUCACAAUAUGUCGUCCUUUGCUGAGACAACGGGUAUGAAUUACCUGAAGCAGCAGGCAAUUGAUUUUGUCAACUACAACAAGAGGCAGAUGUCACGAAUCUACCCGAAGGGAACACGUGCUGAUAGCUCAAACUACAUGCCGCAGGUUUUCUGGAAUGCCGGCUGCCAGAUGGUGUCGUUGAACUUCCAAACAUCCGACCUACCGAUGCAGCUCAAUCAGGGGAAGUUUGAGUACAACGGCAACUGCGGGUACCUCCUCAAGCCUGACUUUAUGCGGCGGGCAGAUAGAAAUUUUGAUCCUUUUGCUGAUGCUCCGGUGGAUGGGGUGAUUGCAGCUCAGUGCGCUGUUCAAGUGAUUGCUGGUCAAUUUUUGUCCGACAAGAAGGUCGGGACGUACGUUGAGGUGGACAUGUAUGGGCUCCCAUCGGACACUGUUCGAAAGGAAUUCCGUACAAGGAUGGUCCCGGCAAAUGGUUUGAAUCCCGUUUACAACGAAGAACCAUUCUUAUUUCGAAAAGUUGUCCUCCCUGAUCUGGCUGUCCUGCGUUUUGGGGUGUACGAUGAGAAUGGGAAGCUUCUUGGUCAACGAAUUCUUCCCCUUGAUGGCCUACAGGCGGGCUAUCGGCAUAUUUCCCUCCGUACAGAUGCCAAUUUCCCCAUGUCCCUCCCCAUGUUGUUUUGCAACAUUGACCUCAAAAUCUACGUCCCCGAUGGCUUUGAGGACUUCAUGGCGGCACUAAGUGACCCAAAGGGUUUCAGUCAGGCCUCCAAGGAGAGAUCGAGUAAUAUGAAGUCAUUGGGUAUUGAGGAAACAUCCGGUGGGGAUUCGAAGAAUGAGAAGAAGGAGGAGAAAAAGGAAGAGCCCCCACUUGUAUUUGAACCCAUUAACUUCCACAGUGUGAAGCAGGAUAAGGGAUUCCAGAAGAUCGCGCGGAAGCAACAGAAGGAAAUUGAAACGCUAAAGAAGAAGCAUUCCAAGGAUAGAUUAUGCAUGCAGAAAAUUCACAAUGCUGCCAUUGAGAAGUUAUGCAAAGGAAAGAGCAAAGACGAAAUAAAGAAUGAUCCAACGGUGCGAAAGCUAAUAGCUGAACACAUAACACAAUGGACACAGAUGGAUAGUACACACAAAAAGGAAGUUUGGGACAUGUUGAGGCAACAGCUGCAGGAUCAAAUUGAUAUUCUCCGCAAAAUAAUGGAGGGCAAUCAAUUGGCACAGAUGAAGCAACUCGAAGCAAAGCAUGAGCGCGAGGUGAAGGAAUUAAAUUCGCGACAAGCUAAAAUUUCCGUUGAAACAUCCAAAGAAGUUGCCAAUGAUAAGACGCUAAAGACAAAGGGAGAAAAAGAUCGUCGAUUGCGCGAGAAGAAGCAAAAUAACAUUAAGCGUUUCAUGGAUGAGAAGAAGAGUGCAACCAUAAAGCAGGGAAGGGAAAAGGAAAAGCUUAAAUUAACUCACGAUAAGCAACUUGAAGAACUCAAACAGGAUAUUCAAAAGUUAAUGGACCUAUACAAAUUUGAAGAAGAGGAAUAUAAGUUGACACCAAAAACAGAAAUAUUUGCAUAAGAGGAAAAGUUUAAAAGAAAUAUUAUUAUGAAAUUUUUGAGAAAUUCUGAAUGUUCCAAAGUUAAAAUUUAUUUGUUUAGGUAUUUUAAUCACAAUUAUUAUGUAUUGCGAAACAACUUGAAAAGAAAUAUACAAAAUUUACAAAAUCUCAAA
Lutzomyia longipalpis is the source of this 3576-nucleotide messenger RNA. It is a transcript of the gene norpA, whose product is annotated as 1-phosphatidylinositol 4,5-bisphosphate phosphodiesterase. NCBI's taxonomy places the organism in Eukaryota, Metazoa, Arthropoda, Insecta, Diptera, Psychodidae. Gene Ontology annotation, molecular function: calcium ion binding; phosphatidylinositol-4,5-bisphosphate phospholipase C activity. Bases 178 to 3423 code for a protein of 1081 amino acids. The record is from RefSeq and is a predicted model, not a curated record. Gene Ontology annotation, biological process: lipid metabolic process; phosphatidylinositol-mediated signaling. The transcript is spliced from 11 exons.